ACAAAUGAUUCAUGAUAUCUUCGACAUUACUAAGCACGAGUGUGGGUCCAACUCGUUGAACUGUUAGCUAGGACUUGUCUUYGUUUUUUAAGUAGUGUAGGUGUCAUUUGACACAUCCUGUCAUUGAUAGAAGCAUUAUGUCAUGGUUCGAAAGAUAUUGAAAUCAAGUUGUAUUUCCGUAUCGACACUGAGUACAUAUCAGUACAACCUCAAUUUUAGCUGGUCCUAUUGAUUCAUCAAUGGAUUCCGAAAACUGCGAACAGACAGCAUCGUCAACUUUUGAAAUAAUUACAGAAAAAGACCGUAGAAGGUUCUCUCGCCAAGAUCUGAUCAAGAAGUCCAAAUAUAUCCUUUUGUUUACGUGUUUGCUGCUAGUUGUGGCGGGAAUAACAGUUGCGCUCGUUUUCUUCUUGCCAAGAAAAGCCAGCGAUUCACAAACGGUACCGAAAGAGGGAGAGUCGACUUCCAACAAGACCGAUAAGGGGAGCAACGCAAAUCAACUCUUUGAUAAUUUUCUUACCAAGGUCCACGAUGCCUACUAUGAAAUUUAUCUUGACGAAAUAUUCAUCAAACAAAAUGUUACGAAUGACGAAAUUCGUGAAAACUUUCGUCCAUUUGAUUUCAGUCCAGCUGCUUUGAAAAGAGCAGCCGACACUGCAAYGCAAUUGAGAUCAGAGCUGGAUUCAUUGUUGACAGACGAAAGCGAAGCUUCCCUAACACAAAGGGAACUCAGGGCUUUGUAUGAAGCUAGAACAUUUCUCAGAUAUCUCCGGGGUCCGUACGAUACAAUGUACUAUACUGGUGACUGGAUGCUUGGACCAAAUACCAUGGCCUGGCAGCCUAUCGGUACCUCAUUAACGUUUCUUGGAAUUGCGGCAAAAUAUUACCUACAGCCAAGGAGCGUGGAAGAAGCUGAAAAGUUCAUAGAGCUUCUGAGACAGCAAAGGGCAAGUAYAGUACAGUAUAUGGAGAACAUGAAAAUUGGUGUGAAAGCGGGUAUGGUGCGGAAUAUUGAGGCAUGCAGAGGUGGACUACUUCGAUUCAAGAGUCGAUUCCAUCCGGAUUUUGGAGGUAAUUUGGAAAGCAUCGGUGUAACAAAUUCGUUCUUCAAGGACUUCACUAACGAGAUGGAAAAAGAAUGGGUCGCAAAACACGGGRAAAACUUUACUACAUCUUUAAAAGAAGCAGCAGACCGUUAURUUGGAAAACCACUCAGUGAGUUGAUCAGAUACAUGGAAACAGAACAUGUGCAACACUGCGUUCCAAGUAAUGUUUCCAGUGGCCUGGCUAGUCUACCCCUGACCCAUGUCUACCUGAAUGGGUCCCAAGACCUCUCUCAGCCGACGCAUCCUUAUUUGCCAUCAGGGGAACGGCUGAAUGGCAGCAACUCGUUUGUGAAACUUUUACCAUAUUUUACCACCAAURAAAUAACUCCAAAGGAAAUCAAAGAAUUGGGAGAGGCUAAGCUAAAGGARCUUUAUGGAAAGGCUUUGACACUAGCAAGACAARUGACCAAUGAAACUAACACGAGCAUGGCCGUGAAAAAAUUCCGUGCUUUACUAACACAUCGAUCGCAAUACUUUAACAACAAGUCGUUCCCGUCGAAUGAGUCCAUAGAAAAUGCUUAUCUCAAAUGCUUCGAUGACGCCAGUGCUCAACUACACUGUCCCGAGAGGUGGGAAGCGUUUACAAAAUGGAAAGAAUCAACCACAUCGAUCAACAAGAUUUUGCAUGAAAAAAUAAAACCACUGUUUUAUACUCACGGAAAAAAGAAAACAACUUUAUCGAACGCGUGUACAAUAGAAGUACAACCAAACUUUAAUCCAUGUAGCAGCUAYCACAACUACCAAGGUAAAGGUUGUGGCAUCCACUUUCUACCUUUCUUUGUGGAUAAUUAUGGACCCAAGUUUUCAGAUUGGACAACAACAGCUCAUGAGACAGAGCCUGGACAUGACUUAGAGGUCAGAGGCUAUGAAAAGAACUUUCGAGGCAAUACCAAGGACAACAUCGAGUGGUUGACCCAAAAUACGUAUUUUUCUGGAUUCAGUGAAGGUUGGGCAACGUAUUCAGAAAGUCCAUUGGUUGGUGAAGAUGUUGAUGCGUAUCGGGAUGAUUUAAUGAGCAAGUAUGGYAUGCUGCAGCAGGAGAUAAUCGCCGCUUUACGCCUUAUCAYAGAAACAGGCCUGCAUUACUAUGGAAUGACCCGCACRGAAGCGCUCAAGCUUUUCGAUGAUUACGCAUGGGACACCAGUGAUAUUGCGCAAAAGGAAAUCACUCGAUACCAGAGYCUACCAGGGCAUUCAGUAAGCUAUAUGGUAGGGCAGACCGCAUUAAUGAAGGCUAGAAAGUUUGCUGAGAAAGAACUUGGAUYUAACUUCACUUUACCAGAGUUCCACUAUCAGGUCUUACACCAAGGGGAACUGACUCUAGAUUAUCUAGAUAGGUAUAUCCACCAUUAUGUAGCGUGUGUUAAGAGUAACAAGGAUCCUAAAGGUCAAGAAUGUAAUGACGUAGUAGGUUAAAAAUAGCGUUACCAAAUAGUCAGAAAAGCGAAAACAGAUAGCAAAUGUUGAGUAGAAACUUACUAUGGUUCUUGAAUACCCAAAAGUGCUGGUCACUGAUGUUAUGUAGACUCUGUUUAGGAAUUAACUUGAAUCCAUUUUAGGAAGGGAUCGUUAGAAAAGCUAUGGCAGAACAGACAUUUGAACAAAAAGGGUCAUGCACAUUAUUCCUAUUGAUGGUUUUCACAGCCACCAUGUUGGAURAAUUUAACAAAAGAUCUGUCAUUAGUCUCUUUUGUUAUAUCUUCUCAUACUCAUUGAUAAUUCAUGAGUAAACAAGCCAAUCAAUGGGCUAUUUUUGGGUCACAUGAUGUUACUUGAAACAUGGUGCUGGAGAGUGAGAGGAAUGCAUUCAGUCUGGAGUAACUGGAACAAAAUUAAUUCAGUCGUAGUAACUGGAACAAAAUUAAUUUAGUCCUAGGACUGMAUUAAUUUUGUUCCAGUUACUCCAAGUCGAAUAAUUAAUUAGAUGAGAAGUCAUUUCAAAGCCUCCAAUAUCGGACUGGACGGGAUUUCAAGUCCGCGCAAUUAGAUCCAGUCCUCGGCUGCGCCUCKGACUGGAACUAAUUGCUUUGAAUUGUCGGCUUUGAAAUAUUACAUCCAACAUGACCGCCGUGUCUUUCGUCAUUUCACUCUCUUAGGAAUGAUUGAAAACCAGCAAUUGAGAGUUGUUGAAAUAUCGGGGGGGGGAGGGGGGGAAGGAUUUGUUGAGGUUGAUGAGGAGCAGCAGCCCUCAUGGGGAAUCCUGGAUACACCUCUGAUGGUCCUUCGUAUGUGCCCUUCCCAUUCCAAAUAACUAUGACCUUGACAUUUACGUCUACCGCGUGUAAAAAGGUACUAUCUUCUAUUGAUUUCUGGAACCACAGGUAUAAACGUUUUAGUUGACCAAUAUGGAUAAGGUAGAGGAACUUGUGAAUUGCUUUUGUUGAAAUAUGCAAACUUACGCCAAAGUGUUGCAAUAUUGUACAUAAUUGCAUCAUAUUCUUGAGCAUGGUAUUACUCCAUUAUUGUGUGCAAAGGAGGUUUUAUUCUAUUUCAUAUAUUUUUAUGAUACGUAAAUUUUCACUAAGAGGAUAGGGCUGAGCCCGUUUUGCUUCAGACUCAAUCUUUCGUUAUCAAAAGUUUCGACAGAAUUACUUCAGAUGUAGAUUUUUAAAAACUUGCUUAAAAAGCUUUGCAACAGAACAUAUUGUAUUUUCUUCCGGUCUAAAACUCGUGCGUUCUUAUUGGCUGCACAAAUGGGCGGUAUUUCCUAUCUCGCGGGCGGUAUUUUCUAUCUCUGUCCGCGGUCCGGUAUCCUAACGUAAGGCUCACCUCAUCCAUCGGCCUAACAGUCUCGGUACGUAUUGAAGACCUCGGGCAGAGUUUUUCCAUAUCCGGACCUCCUGGCCGGUAAAAAAAAAAACACGUAUACGUAUAACCGGCUUGUUACCCUAAUGUCUGUUAUAUAGUAGCCUGCGUGGGGACGCUCUAGGGGAUUUAGCUAUAUGGCGGAUGUUGUUUUAUAUUAAUUAAAAUUUGUGUGACUUUU
This is a messenger RNA of Actinia tenebrosa (Australian red waratah sea anemone), 4092 nucleotides long. RefSeq lists its product as uncharacterized. The record is from RefSeq and is a predicted model, not a curated record. NCBI's taxonomy places the organism in Eukaryota, Metazoa, Cnidaria, Anthozoa, Actiniaria, Actiniidae.